This is a messenger RNA of Caenorhabditis auriculariae, 1514 nucleotides long. The record is from the annotation of a GenBank genome assembly. Lineage: Eukaryota; Metazoa; Nematoda; Chromadorea; Rhabditida; Rhabditidae.
AUGAAGCGGAUAUUCGGCUCCUCCAAGAAAGAACCACCGCCGGAUCUGAAUGCCGCGAUCGCCAACAUUGAAUCAAGAGGCGAGAGUAUCGAGAAGAAAAUCGCAAAACUCGAUGGCGAUUUGAUGAAACUGCGUGAUCAAAUGUCCAAAAUGCGCGAGGGACCCAGCAAAAAUCUUAUCAAACAGAAAGCUUUACGGUUUUUUUUAUUUUACAGAAAAUAUUGAAAAAAAAGUUAUUAUUCCAGAAUUCUCAAGCAAAAGCGCAUGUACGAAACGCAAAAAGGUCAACUGGAUCAACAAGCCUUCAACGUGGAUCAGAGCAAUUUCGCCAUUCAAGGAAUGAAAGAUAAUCAGGUUUGUCGGCUUUUUGAAAAUAUAAAAAUAAACUGAUAAAUUUCAGGUAACUGUAGCUGCGAUGAAAGACGGACUGCGUACCAUGCAGAAAGAAUACAAAAAGAUGGAUAUUGGAAAGGUAAAAAGGAUAUAAAUUGUAAUUUGGGAAUGAUUUGGUUCAGAUCGAAGACUUGCAAGAUCAAAUGGAGGAUAUGCUCGAUUUGAACAAUGAGAUCCAGGAGGCGAUGAGUCGGCAGUACGACACUCCUGACGUACGUUUCAUGCAGUAUAUUAAUGAAAAUAUUGGAAAGAUGUGUGUUCGAUGCGGAUUUUAAAAACUAAAUGGGAAUUAGUCAAAAGGUACUUCAUAUCUUUCGAUUACAUAUCAGUUAAGAUUUAAUUUAUCACUUGCCUCAUUUUGGAGAUAUCGAGUCUCUGAAUCGGUCAGCCAGUACAAAAAUGCGUUGCUUUGAACUUUGAUGCUAACUUUCAAGCGCUAUUCAUCCAAAAUCAUGCCGAAAUCUGUAAUUCGGGCCGUCUAAGGAAAAUUUUAACAAAGUUUCGCCAAAUCCACAACCUUUUACCCUUUUCUCCAUUCUUCUGAGCUUUACUUCAUAGAUUUGAAUGUCAACUAUUACGUUAAAUUCAGUUUUUUUUUCAGAUCGACGAAGCCGAUUUGGAAGCCGAACUGGCGAUGCUUGGAGACGAGCUGGACCUCGGCGAGACCGACACCAACUACCUGGAUGAAGCCCUGGCGGCUCCUGGGGUUCCAACUUCUAAACCGAAAACUGCCACAAGAGUCAGUUCAUUUUGAUUUUACUACUCAGGGUGGAACAUUUUCUUGUCUGAGAAAAAUCAUGUGUAGGUUACUUGAAGUUUUAGAAUCUGUCAACUGUUCUUUCAAAAAAGAGUUUUAUUGCGUGUUCCAAGUAAAAAAGCAAAAAUAUGAUUAUCUCUGAUUCUCCAGUAUUCAGAUCUUUUUCACUAUCGGACGGCUAUUUUAAAUUUGGCGGCAUCACUUUGAGAACGGAAAAGCAUUAUAACAUAGUAAUAAAAUAAUAAAAUACUUUUUAAAAACCAAUUUUUUUAGGGGUUUGACAGAAAAAAACUUAAAAAAAUAAUUCCAGGUUGCUGACGGUCUCGAAGUUGACGAAUUCGGUCUGCCCAAGAUUCCCGCCUAA